AAAAGGUUUGGAACAUACUUAUACAAGUAAACUGACAGGAGAAACGAACACAUAAAAAGAUGGGGCAAAUAUCUUGGGUCACCUUUUUAUCCAUGACAUGUCACAUGCGAACCCAAAACCCUAAAACCAAUUAAACGUUAAACCCUAGGGAUUUCGAUUCUUCCAAAACCCCUAAACCUGAUGAAGACGGUAACGGGCAAAAUCCUCUCUUCAACUCCGGUUUCCGUCUCCAAAGCAACCAAAAUCAUCUCCAACUUCGCCGCUACAGACAACGGCGCGUCGCAAGCCGUCAGCGCAUACCUUCGACGCGCCUCCGCUUCAUUCCACGAGCUCAAACAGUUGCACAGGGAGCUCCGAAAGCAGUCGAAAUCGGAUCGCAAGCACAAGAAGUCCAAGUCUGAGACCGCAGUGGAAGGUGCCGGCGAGUCGAGUCCAGAACCGAGUGUAUUCAACCUGACUCGUGGUGCUGUGGAGCUGAGUCAAGAGGCGGGUCAUGGGUAUGGGGGUAGUGAGGGAAAGAAGCAUAAGAACAAGAAGAAGACAGAGAAGGGUGAGGUUGGUGAUGUCGGGGAUGGUGAAGGCAAAAGUGUAAUUGAGGAUGGAGAGAGCAAGAGGAAGAAGGAGAAGAAUGAGAUUGGUAACUUUGAGGAAGAUGAGGAAAAAAAGGUAAUUGAGGAACCAAGUGAGAACAAGAAGCAUAAGAAGGAGAAAAGUGGCCAAAAAAUUAAAAAGUUUCAGCAAAAUGGGGUGAAAAUUGAGGAAGGUGAAUGGGAGAACAAGAAGAAACGGAAGAGUAGAGAGAUUGAGGAGGGAAUUGACAAUGAUUCUUCUUCAGGGCCAAGGAAGAAGAAGAAGAAGAAGAAGAUUAAAAACGAAGUGGAUAAUUGAUUGAUUUGGGGCAAUGCAGCAACUUUUGUUGUUGUUGUUGUUUCUUACGGCAGCCUGGAAGAUUUUGGUUUGGAGGCAAUUCUUAGCCCCGCUGUUAAAAUGCGUAAUCAUUUCUGGAUAAUCUUUUCCAUUAUACAGUUGAGGAAAUAUUUUUGUUUGUUAAUUUAGAAUGAAUGAAAUCAAUUGAUGGUUAA
Molecule: messenger RNA, 1082 nt
Organism: Theobroma umbraticum
Lineage: Eukaryota; Viridiplantae; Streptophyta; Magnoliopsida; Malvales; Malvaceae
Source: RefSeq, a predicted model, not a curated record